AUGUUGACUAAGCCUCUGCAAGGGCUCCCUGUGGCCCCCGUGACCCCCACGCCGCCGCCAGGAGGCAAAGAUCGCGAAGCGUUCGAGGCCGAGUACCGACUCGGCCCCCUCCUUGGUAAGGGGGGCUUUGGUACCGUCUUCGCAGGACAUCGCGUCACAGACCGACUCCAGGUGGCCAUCAAAGUGAUCCCCCGGAAUCGUGUGCUGGGCUGGUCCCCCUUGUCAGACUCAGCCACAUGCCCACUAGAAGUCGCACUGCUAUGGAAGGUGGGUGCAGGCGGUGGGCACCCUGGUGUGAUCCGCCUGCUUGACUGGUUUGAGACACCAGAAGGCUUCAUGCUGGUCCUCGAACGGCCGUUGCCUGCCCAGGAUCUCUUUGACUACAUCACAGAGCAGGGCCCAUUAGGCGAGGGCCGGAGCCGCUGCCUGUUUGCCCAGGUAGUGGCAGCGGUUCGGCACUGCCACGCUCGUGGAGUUGUCCAUCGUGACAUCAAGGAUGAGAACAUCCUGAUGGAUCUCCGCCGGGGCUGUGCCAAACUCAUUGAUUUUGGUUCCGGUGCCCUGCUUCAUGAUGAACCCUAUACUGAUUUUGAUGGGACAAGGGUGUACAGCCCCCCAGAGUGGAUCUCUCGUCACCAGUACCACGCACUCCCAGCCACUGUCUGGUCGCUGGGUAUCCUCCUCUAUGACAUGGUGUGUGGGGACAUUCCCUUCGAGAGGGACCAAGAGAUUCUGGAGGCUGAGCUCCACUUCCCUGCCCAUGUGUCCCCAGACUGCUGUGCCCUAAUCCGCCGGUGCCUGGCCCCCAAACCCUCUGCCCGACCCUCACUGGAGGAGAUACUGCUGGACCCCUGGAUGCAGACACCAGCUGAGGAUGCACCCCUGAAUGCCCCCAAGGGGGGUCCUACCCCUUUGGCCUGGUCCCUGCUGCCCUAGUCCUAGCCAGGCCCCCGCUAGUUGGAAUAGCCGUCCCAUGGCAUGCCACAGGGAUAGAUGGACAUCUGUUGACCUGGUUAUACAGGUCAUUAAAAAUCCAGUGUUACUAGGGUCAGAGAUUGGGGAUCAGGGGUCAAGAGACAUAAGCGAAGUCUGCCCACUCCCCAUCCCAAUCCUGCUAAGGAGCCUUCCUCCCAGAACUUAUGGUCUCUUAUUCUGGAGGGCGGGGGGAACUUCCUUAUUUCUCAUUUUGCUAAGGGUGUUUAUUUGGUUGAAGUUCCUUCCAUUCUGAGCCCCAGGACUCUUAUUCUGAUGAGUUGUAACCCCUACACUGGCACCUCCUGCUACCACCACACACACUUAGUUCAAAUGCUCUCACUUGGGCAAGGGUGCUUUCCUUCCAAUGCCCCAGCAGCUCUUAUUUUAGCAAAAGGACCCUUUUUCCUAGCCCAGGGUCCUAUAUUCAGUCAAGCUGCUUGCCUACCUCAGCCCAGGGUUGCUUAUUCUGGGGGAGGUAAUGCCCUAUUGUUAUCCCAAGACUUUUUUUUUUAAUUAUUUUUUAUUAU
Molecule: messenger RNA, 1502 nt
Organism: Neomonachus schauinslandi (Hawaiian monk seal)
Lineage: Eukaryota; Metazoa; Chordata; Mammalia; Carnivora; Phocidae
Gene: PIM2
Product: Pim-2 proto-oncogene, serine/threonine kinase
Exons: 6
Coding region: 1-936 (311 amino acids)
Biological process (GO): protein autophosphorylation; negative regulation of apoptotic process; regulation of mitotic cell cycle
Cellular component (GO): cytoplasm
Molecular function (GO): ATP binding; protein serine/threonine kinase activity
Source: RefSeq, a predicted model, not a curated record